GGUAACUUUUCUCGGCAGCGGUCGCACCCAAUACAGUUUCUGAGGCUGCAAACCAUCUGGCGAAUCUAAUGGCUGAUUGGUCUCCAAAGACAGCUUACGUGCUGACUCAUAACCGUGGGGUGAACGUCCAUUCUACAGAAGGCCACGGAAAACCAGUGGACAUGUGUGUGGAGAACUACAACUUGACAUUCAAGAAAGUCGUGAAGUCGUCAGGUGGACACCUAACCUUGAAGCACGCACAGGAGGUGUCCUUGGCAGUGCCACUCAUCGACGCGGCAAGGCGCGUCUGCGACAAGGUCUUCAGGGCAAAGCAAACUGUCAGCCACUCCUCGCCAUCCUCAGAGGCAGACAUAAAGUCAAUGUGGCGGAAAAUCAGCGAGGGACGGGUCUACCUACCGACUCCAGGCAGGCGCUUGAUGUUCGGCAAAAAGUUUGCUGAUGUUGUCGUCAAGGGAAUGAAGCGUAUCACAUUCGACAAAUGGCUGGACAACUACCUUCACAAGGGGGAUACAGAGGAGGAGGAAGGAAACCACCUGGAUGACGACCUGGAGGUAGACCUGACUGCGCUCAUGGACGAGUAAGGGCAGCCCCGUUAUAAGGUCUGUAAUAUUCUGUUUUCUACUACUGUAUGUUCGUGAUGUCUUGGAGGGCUCCUCUUACACCACGACCCCUUCGCCUUCUUGCUCUUGCUGUCCUGCGUUGCUCUUCUGGGAACAACUGGUUGAUGGCUCCCAGAAUUUCCUCUCCCUUGUCCUCCGGUAUGCCAUUUAUCUUGUUCAGGUCGUCCAGACUAUGUAUUGACCGGCACUUGCUUUCGAUGCUGGUGAUUGUUUCCUCGGCCAUGAUAGCUUCUGGUCCAAAGAGGAGCAGUUCUGGUCUCUGAACGUACCACUCGUCCCGCAAUUCUCUAAGUUUGUCCUUCAACUCAUUCCCCAUAUGUGUGUCCUGGCGCCGUUUCUGGUAGAUGGGCCUGGGUCGUUGGUUGCCGUCAGGUUGAGGACCAGUGUAACUCAGAAAUAUAAAAGUGGAGUAGGAGGGGUCGUCAGGGUCGAUGUCAUCUUCCUCCGUAUUGCAACAUUGCUCGGGCUGGUCUUGCAUUUCCUGGCCAAGGCACUUCAGUAACUCUUCUCGGAGACAUCCUUUGUUCUGGAUGAAACCUGUCACGUCCUUUGCAGCUUUCUUCAAGUCAGCCUUGCCAUGAAAGAUGGCAGCACUGGC
Molecule: messenger RNA, 1218 nt
Organism: Branchiostoma floridae (Florida lancelet)
Lineage: Eukaryota; Metazoa; Chordata; Leptocardii; Amphioxiformes; Branchiostomatidae
Exons: 2
Coding region: 69-581 (170 amino acids)
Source: RefSeq, a predicted model, not a curated record